GUCUGGGUCUGGGUCUGGGUCUGGUCUGGGGGGGUGGGGGUCUGGAACAUCUAUUAUUCAUGCCGUGCGUUUGGGCAGUUGAAGGACCGGCUUGGCUGUGGCCUAGAUGAUAUUUAUAUGGAUUUAAAAAUGACAGCCUAGGUGGAGGAAGGAGGAGGAAGGAGGAGGAGGAGGAGGAGGAGUGUGGACCUUCCAGAUCCAGGACUGAGUGACACUAGGAUCCAGUCCAAGGAAAGCACUUACGCAAACACACAGCCAAAGGUCAGAGGUCAGAGGCUGAAGGUGGCUGAAGUAUGGGCUGUGCUUCAAGUAUCCAUAUCUCUGAUAGGGUGGUCUACCACAGCGGAAAAGAGUCCGAGGAGGCCCACUCCCCCCCCCAGCACACCAACACCACACAGCAGCAGCAGCAUCAAGGAAAUCCUGCCCCGGGACUACCCCUCAAACCCCCCAGCUGCAAGACCACGUUAACAGAGGUGCAAUUUGGACCAAUGAAGUUAUUUAAAGACCCACUUCAGGUACUUUUAGUUUUUGCCAAAGAGGACAGUCAGAGUAAUGGCUUCUGCUGGGCGUGUGAGAAGGCCAACUUCAGAUGCAGCGUGGCCCGAACGCCUGAAUCCGCCCUGGAAUGCUUCAUGGACAAGCAGCACGAUCUCGUCAUCAUCGACCACAGACAUUCCAGACACUUUGAUGCUGAAGCACUCUGUCGGUCAAUGAGAGCGCUCACCUCUGCAGAAAACACUGUGAUGGUCGCCGUGGUCAAAAGGCCAGACAGGGAAGAAGCCUCUGUGAUGCCUCUGAUCAACGCUGGCUUUAAUCGGAGGUUUGUGGAGAACUCCAACAUGAUGGCCUGUUAUAAUGAGCUGCUGCAGCUGGAACAUGGAGAGGUCCGUGCACAGGUCAAACUAAGGGCUGGAAACGCUAUUUUCAUGGCCUUAGAUCAGAGCCAGGAGGCCAUCGAGAUCACAUCUGAAGACCAGGUCAUCCAGUAUGUCAACCCUGCCUACGAGUCCAUCAUGGGAUACCAACCAGGAGAACUCUUAGGAAAGGAAAUCAUAGAAGUGCCUAAAAGUGAGAAGAAUAAACCUGACCUCCUUGAAACCAUCAACUCCUGCAUCCGCAAAGGAAAGGAGUGGCAGGGGAUUUAUUAUGCCAAAAAAAAGAAUGGCGACAGCGUUCAGCAAAAUGUGAAGAUCACACCUGUGAUUGGACAGGGAGGAAAAAUCAGACACUAUGUGUCUAUCAACAGGCCUUUAAACGAUAAUAAUAAGACUGAUAAACCAGGUGAUCGAGCCCAGGCUGAGUCUCAGACAGACAUUCAGUCCAAUAAGCACAAAGACAGAAGGAAAGGCUCUCUGGACGUCAGAUCCACCACAUCUAGAGGCAGUGAUGGGAGUUCCCAGCGCAGACACUCCUCCAUGGCUCGAAUCCACUCCAUGACCAUCGAAGCACCCAUCACUAAGGUCAUCAACAUCAUCAACGCGGCUCAGGAGAGCAGCCCCAUGCCGGUGGCCGAAGCCCUGGACCGGGUCCUGGAGAUCCUGAGGACCACUGAGCUCUACUCCCCUCAGCUGGGCACCAAGGACGAAGACCCCCACACCAACGACCUGGUGGGGGGGCUGAUGACGGACGGCUUACGCAGAUUAUCAGGAAACGAAUACAUCUUUUCUACAAAGCAGCCUCACCACAUCCCCUCCCACCUGACCACGCCCCUGUCGUUGAAUGACAUCCCCCCUCGCAUCGCCCAGACCAUGGAGAACGAGGACUCCUGGGACUUCGACAUUUUCAACUUGGAGGCCGCCACCAUGAAACGGCCUCUGACGUUCCUGGGCCUGAAGAUCUUCUCCCGCUUCGGGGUCUGUGAGUUCCUCAACUGCCCCGAGGCCACUUUACGCUCCUGGUUACAAGUGAUCGAAGCCAACUACCACUCCACCAACUCCUACCAUAACUCUUCUCACGCAGCCGACGUCCUGCACGCAACCGCGUAUUUUCUGUGCAAGGAGAGGGUCAAGCAAAGUCUGGAUCCCAUCGAUGAGGUGGCCGCUCUAAUUGCUGCCACCGUGCACGACGUGGACCACCCGGGACGCACCAACAGCUUCCUGUGCAACGCCGGCAGCGAGCUGGCCAUCCUCUAUAACGACACGGCGGUGCUGGAGAGUCACCACGCCGCGCUGGCCUUCCAGAUCACCACCAGAGACGACAAGUGCAAUAUCUUCAAGAACAUGGAAAGGAACGAGUACCGGACCCUGCGCCAGGCGAUCAUCGACAUGGUGUUGGCCACAGAGAUGACCAAACACUUCGAGCACGUCAACAAGUUUGUGAACAGCAUCAACAAACCUCUGGCAGCUGUGGAGGAGAACGGGGGAAACGGUGAUGAAGAAUCAGUCAAAAGCAUCCUGACGUCUCCUGAGAACCGCAUCCUGGUCAAACGGAUGCUCAUUAAGUGCGCAGACAUCUCCAACCCCUGUAGGCCUCAGGAACUGUGUAUUGAAUGGGCCGGACGCAUCUCUGAGGAGUACUUUGCACAGACCGACGAGGAGAAGAGACAAGGUCUGCCGGUGGUCAUGCCUGUGUUUGACAGGAACACCUGUAGCAUCCCCAAGUCCCAGAUUUCCUUCAUAGACUAUUUCAUCACAGACAUGUUUGAUGCAUGGGAUGCCUUUGCGGACCUCCCUAAUCUUAUGCAGCACUUGGACAAUAACUUCAAGUACUGGAAAGGCCUGGACGAGCGGAAGCUGCACAGCCUACGACCGCAUCCAGAGUAGGAGCUGAAGUAUGGGCCUCAGCAAACCAGGACCAGGACCAGGUCAGGUCAGGUCCAGGCCUCUUGUUGCCGCUCUCCUUCCCUGUGGGCCUACGGGGGUCCUGGCCUUCACACUCCUGCUUCUUCAGCGCUCUGAGCACGUCUGCACAUGUGGACCCCCCACAGGGACCGUUAACGUGGACCUGGACCCCACACAGGGACCGUUAACGUGGACCUGGACCCCCCACAGGGACCGUUAACGUGGACCUGGACCCCACACAGGGACCGUUAACGUGGACCUGGACCCCACACAGGGACCGUUAACGUGGAACUCAUAUGCAGAUGAUGGACUCACCGAGGGCUGAUGAACUUAGCGGCAUGUCGGGGGCGUGUGAUGGACGUGUCCAGCGUGGCUGUCGGAGCGUCAGGACUCAGAGCUGCAGCUCCAGUCCAGCGUCCGUCCUCCAUGUCCUCCAUGUCCUCCAUGUCCUCCAUGUCCUCCAUGUCUAUGUGGACCGUCCUGGAUCCACCUGUGAAGAACCAGCGCUCAGGUUCUCUUCCCCAGGAGUCAGUGGUAGAAAGGUGGUCUCCAACCAGGACUAGUCUGCCCCCCCACCCCCACCCAGAGGCCACGCCAGCAAAUAAAAGAAACUACGAACUUUUAUUGUCUUGUUUUGUUUGUUUUUUGUUUUUUUGUCGGCAAUAUUUUCAUGUGUUCUUCAGAAAUGCAUACAAGUUGAACUCAUGUCAUGGAAACAGGUGUGUGUGUGUGUGUGUGUGUGUGUGUGUGUGUGGGGUUUGUGUGUGGGGGGGUCACUCCAGAGGGACAAAACGUCAUAAUCGUAGAUUACUAAUGACAUAAUUUGUGAACUUUUGUAGAUAUUCCAUAUUUUCUAUUUUGAAAUAAAUGAAUUGGGUGAUGAGAACAAAUGAAUUUAAAAAAAAGAGAGAAAAGCCAAAGUUGAUGCAGAUCAGUUCUACUCUCAUUCUCCAACGUUCACCCUCCUUCAUUUGGAGUAUCACCGUGUUCCACAGGUUUAUUUUCUUAUCAGGAUCCAGUCCGUGUUUGAAUGAACACUUUUGUAUUGCACUGUAAAA
Molecule: messenger RNA, 3838 nt
Organism: Sphaeramia orbicularis (orbiculate cardinalfish)
Lineage: Eukaryota; Metazoa; Chordata; Actinopteri; Kurtiformes; Apogonidae
Gene: pde8a
Product: phosphodiesterase 8A
Exons: 22
Coding region: 294-2762 (822 amino acids)
Biological process (GO): regulation of DNA-templated transcription; signal transduction
Molecular function (GO): 3',5'-cyclic-nucleotide phosphodiesterase activity
Source: RefSeq, a predicted model, not a curated record